AUGUCCGUCCAACUCAACCCGAGCAACCAGCUCGGCUUCAAUCGCCCGCUUACUCAGAUCGUUCGCCGCACGCUGACAGUCACCAACCACAAUGACCAGCCUGUUGCAUUCAAAGUCAAGACUACCGCUCCAAAACUCUACUGCGUUCGUCCAAACUCUGGCGUCAUCGAACCAGGAGAUACCGUCGAUGUUGCAGUGCUAUUACAGGCUAUGCGCGAGGACCCACCGCUAUCAACGAAAUGCAAAGACAAGUUCUUAGUGCAGAGUAUGGUCAUUCCCCAGGAUCGGUUGAAUCGCACUCCACAAGAGAUGUGGCAAUUCGAUGAGGAUGAAAAACAGCCUCAAAUCCACCAGCAAAAGAUCAAAGUCGUGUAUCUCCCAGCAGAGAGCGAGGUGCUCACUGAGGAGGAGAUUGGCCAUGCUAGCAUGAUGACAGAGGGCGAAUCGCGCUUCACACAAUAUCAAGACGCGGAUCGAUCCUCUCGCUCUCCGCCCCCGCCCGUCCCAAUUGUACCUAGAUCUGACUCUGAACAAACCCCACCUCCUCCCCGUGCCUUCCCUGUCUCAGCCCCUGCUCCAGCCCCUGCUCCCGCAGCACCCGCACCCGCACCAGCCCCCGUCCCAGCCCCGGCCCGUACUGCACCUUCCCCAGUGCCUGCUCCCGCACCAAGACCUUAUGUUCCUUCACCAACUCCUUCUCCACCUCCAAGGGAACACCGGCCUUUGAGCCCUGGUCGAGAUUGGACAGAAGCCGAGGAGGUCAUUACCCAUCACGAGACUAUCGAACCUCUCAGGGAAGAAAAACCACCCACUCCUCAAGUGGUCAAUAUCAACGUUGUUACCCCCAGCCAACCCCCUACACCCGGACCUGCUCCCGCCCAAGAAACUGCCAAUAAUGCCGCACAAGAUGCUGCUUUUGCAGAGCUCAGCCAACGAUACUCUGAGGCCCAGAUCGAAAUUAACCGUCUUAGAGGAUUGCUUGCUUCUAUUCCCCCUGCAGGGACACUACGAAGGCGAAGUGGUGGUGGAAAGGUGCAGUCUGAAGAUGGCAGCACCGUGCUUGGCGAUGAUGUCAGCGAGGACUUUAUCAUUGAGCAGGAAGGGUCCGGAGAACAAUUGGUGGUGCAAUCCGAGGGAGUACCGCUGCAGCUGGUUGUGUUGAUUGCGUUGGUGGGUUUAGUUUGGUAUUUUCGAGAUAACAUAUUUGUGGACUGA
This is a messenger RNA of Rhizoctonia solani, 1215 nucleotides long. RefSeq lists its product as uncharacterized. The record is from RefSeq and is a predicted model, not a curated record. Gene Ontology annotation, cellular component: endoplasmic reticulum membrane; plasma membrane. Bases 1 to 1215 code for a protein of 404 amino acids. The transcript has 7 exons. Gene Ontology annotation, biological process: endoplasmic reticulum membrane organization. Lineage: Eukaryota; Fungi; Basidiomycota; Agaricomycetes; Cantharellales; Ceratobasidiaceae. Gene Ontology annotation, molecular function: FFAT motif binding.